Messenger RNA from Cooperia oncophora, 402 nucleotides. NCBI's taxonomy places the organism in Eukaryota, Metazoa, Nematoda, Chromadorea, Rhabditida, Trichostrongylidae. The record is from the annotation of a GenBank genome assembly.
AUGGCUGAUGGAAAAGGUUUCAAUUUUCGUCGAAAAUUCUUAUUCAAAAUCAAAGAAAAAGUAGGCAAUGUGGAAGAGACUCAAAUGACUCCGGAAUUCAACAAUGAUAUGCAACGAUACGACUCAUACCACGAUUCGGUACUGAAGCUCAUAGAUCUCUUGGAAGCCGUUAAUCAACCAGAUCCAGCUAUUCUCGCUACAGGGCGCGUCGAGUGCCCAAAAGAUGAAGAUCCCCUGGAUAAAAUGAAACGUGCGUUGGAGGCUUUCCAAGAAUUCCUGCCACAAGACAAAGUUGAAAAAGUCGUUAAAAUUUGCAGUAUUCUGGAGAACGCGGCGAAAUGCAAGCGAGACUACCAGGUACCCUGUUUACUGUACAGCCGUUUUUACAUACCAAGUUACUGA